AUGACGGCCGUUAGCGAAGAAAACCACAAGAAGCGAAAGCUGCUCGACGGCCCUGAACUCGAGAUCGAUGUUUCUGCGCCUGAGCCCCCCUCGAAGAAAGCUCUGCGUAAAGCUAAGAAGAAAUCUGGUGACACAGAUACGAAAACCUCUGAUGAUUCGUCGAAACCAAGCGCGGACUCCAAAACCGAAAACCCCGCAGAGACUGAAGCCACUCAGAAACGCUCAGACUAUGGCGUCUGGAUAGGGAAUCUGGCAUUUUCUGUGACUAAAGAGGACCUACGGCGGUUUUUGACGUCUAAUUGUUCGUUCACAGAUGCUACAAUUACCCGAAUUCAUCUUCCCAAGCCUUCAGACAAGAAUUCGAGGGCGCAAAAUAAAGGGUUCGCCUACGUUGACUUUUCUACGCCCAAAGCCGUGAAAGAAGCAUUGGAUCUAAGCGAGCAUCUUGUUACUGGGCGUCGUGUGCUGAUCAAAGAUGCGAAAAACUAUCAGGGUCGACCAGAGAAGUCUCGGGCGGAUGGCAAAGAUGCUGUCUCGGGACGGCCUCCAUCCAAACGUGUGUUUGUCGGUAAUCUCAGCUUUGAUGCCACUAAAGAGCUGCUCGAAGAGCACUUUGCAAAAUGUGGAACCGUUGCCAACGUACACCUGGCCACCUUUCAGGAUUCGGGGAAAUGCAAAGGCUAUGCAUGGGUCGAAUUUGAGGAUAUUCCAGCUGCUGAAACGGCAGUGAGAGGGUUUAAGAUCAUUACAGAAGAUAAUGAGGGUGAAGGAAGUUCAGAGUCAGCGCCCGGAAAACCUACUAAGCCGCAGCGGAGAAAAAUAUGGGUGAAUCAAGUUUUGGGGCGACGCAUGAGAAUCGAGUUUGCCGAAGAUGCGACAACCCGCUAUAAUAAGCGAUUCGGUAAAGGUGGCGACGGGAAGAAGGGAGAUACUGAAAAUAAUGGCGAUGCAGAGCUUGGGGAUUUUGAGGAGGUUGCAGAUGAAGGAAAGCCCCAGCGUAGUCAAACCACAAAGUUCAAGCACGCAAAGCCAGAUUACUCCAGAUAUGAUGAAUCGACAGUGCAAAAGCUAAGUGGUGCUAUUGUUGAGGGCAAGGGAAGGAAGACAACCUUUGACUGA
This is a messenger RNA of Aspergillus versicolor CBS 583.65, 1119 nucleotides long. RefSeq names its product putative RNA binding protein Rnp24. Gene Ontology annotation, molecular function: RNA binding. The record is from RefSeq and is a predicted model, not a curated record. Bases 1 to 1119 code for a protein of 372 amino acids. The transcript has a single exon. NCBI's taxonomy places the organism in Eukaryota, Fungi, Ascomycota, Eurotiomycetes, Eurotiales, Aspergillaceae.